AUGAAGAGGGAAUACGGCACUACGGCCAAGAGGCGCUCCAUAAGGAGUUCCCUGAGAAAACUCGUCCGGUUGGCUUCAAGCAUCCGGCCUUCCAGUGUCCCGAUAUGAAGCCUUCCCUUUCAGCGCCUUCCUCAGUGGAGCUGGUGAAGGCCGGGGACAUCAAGGUCGUUGCCGCCCUGGGCGAUUCUCUCACGACGGCCAUCGGCGCCAACGCCACCACCGUCCUGGGCAUUCCCAUCGAGUUCCGCCACGUUUCCUGGAGCAUCGGCGGUUUCGGCUCGUACGAGGACGUCAUCACUCUGCCCAACAUCAUCAAACUUUUCAAUCCCAACCUGUUGGGCGCCGCCCAGGGGAAGACGCUUCACGGCAUGGAGGGCCACCUGGGCCAGACGGGCCUCAACCUGGCUGUGACGGGACAAAACACCUUCAAUCUUCCCGGCCAGACGAGACAUCUGAUUGACACCCUCAGAGUUUAUGAUGUAAGAAAGGGUUUGAACUUCGAGAAGGACUGGAAGCUUCUGACCAUUCUCAUGGGCAUGAACGACAUCUGCGACUAUUGCAAAGACAAAGCUCUCUUCUCCGCCGAGAACUUCGUCCACUACAUGACCGUCUCCUUGGAAAUGCUCAUGGAUGAGGUCCCCCGCAUGAUCGUCAACGUGGUGCAGAUCCUCCCCAUGCAGACGCUGAGGGAGGUCCACAAGCCCACGCCGGGCUGCCUUCUCCAGCGCUCCUUCUGCUCGUGCCUGAUCGAACCCGUGAGUCGCUCGGCUGAGCUGCGCGAGCUGGUGGAAAUCAAUCUGGAAUUUCAGAGAAAAUUGGAGGCCUUGCUGCUCGCCGAUCGCUUCUUCAGGGACGACUUUGCGGUGGUCCUGCAGCCGUUCUUGAAACAAGCCGACCCUCCCCGCCUUCCCAACGGCAAGAUCGACAUGAGCUACUUCACUCAUGACUGCUUCCACUUCACCAUCAAAGGCCACGAGGAGCUGGCCAAGGGCCUGUGGAACAACAUGUUUCAGCCCGAGGAAGGAAAGACGGUGGUGGGCAGCUUUUCAGACCCCAUCGCGCUCGUCUGUCCACCCACGGAGCACCCGUACAUCUUCACGCGGCCCCCCUCGGCCCGGUCCGCGGAGGGUUCCGGACCCCGCGUCACGCCAGCGGCGCCGGUCUACUACCUGCUGUCGGCCGUGGCGGCGUUCGGGAGUCGCGCUCUUUUGUAGGGACUUUCUCCGACGUUUGUUUUUCGCGAUGUGACGGAGAGAAAUGAAGCGAGUGCGACCGGGACGGAGGGGGGAUUUUUUUCUUUUUGAAUUGCGCUUCAUAUUUUUUUAACGCGACCUUUUAAUGUUUUUAAAUUUUGUUUGUCUUGUAAAGACUCUGUGGAAACAAAUAUAUUGUAUUUAUAAAACUCUAUUACCUUGACUUAUUUAUUUGAAAUGAACACAUAUAUGGAGGCGGGGGAGGGGGGGGUAACAUGUUUUAACCCCAAUUUUUUUCCUAAUAAUCUGCAGUGAUAAUAAUAUUAAAAAAAUGACUAUAAAUAAUAAAUAUGAAUACAGAUCAAUUCGAGGUAUCAUAGAUACAGUUCAUAUAUGGUGACUAUUAAAUAAAAGAUGAGCU
This is a messenger RNA of Syngnathoides biaculeatus (alligator pipefish), 1614 nucleotides long. Its product is annotated as phospholipase B1, membrane-associated. Bases 105 to 1214 code for a protein of 369 amino acids. Gene Ontology annotation, cellular component: brush border membrane. The transcript has 15 exons. The record is from RefSeq and is a predicted model, not a curated record. NCBI's taxonomy places the organism in Eukaryota, Metazoa, Chordata, Actinopteri, Syngnathiformes, Syngnathidae. Gene Ontology annotation, molecular function: retinyl-palmitate esterase activity; phosphatidylcholine lysophospholipase A1 activity; A2-type glycerophospholipase activity. Gene Ontology annotation, biological process: phospholipid metabolic process.